Molecule: messenger RNA, 594 nt
Organism: Aspergillus homomorphus CBS 101889
Lineage: Eukaryota; Fungi; Ascomycota; Eurotiomycetes; Eurotiales; Aspergillaceae
Exons: 2
Coding region: 1-594 (197 amino acids)
Molecular function (GO): antioxidant activity; oxidoreductase activity
Source: RefSeq, a predicted model, not a curated record
AUGUCGCUGCGCCAAGAACUCUCUUCCUGGCUCGCCCCAGCCCCUGUCAAAGUCUCCACUCCCCCUCAGAUCGAUCGGCCUGCCCCCUCGUGCCCAGAGCUCUCCCUGCCCGCCACAAACGGCAAACCGACCAUCAUAUUGUUUCUCCGGCACUGUGGCUGUCCAGUCGCUGAGUCGGACUUUUGCAAUCUGCGCACAGCAGCCACACAGCAUCCCGACAUCAACUUUAUCGCCGUGUCCCACAGCGAUGAACCCUCCACGGUGAAGUGGCUCGAUGCCGUAGGGGGUCGGGGCGAGUCCGGCCCUAAUCCCGUGCAGCUAAUUGUCGACGUGGAGCGCAAGCUCUAUGCUAGGUGGGGGUCGGGGGUCACCCCCUGGAGUCAUGUCUUGAGUCCGACCGGACUGAUGAACAUCGUGAAAUUGGGCCGGGAAAAGGGGAUCUGGAAUCGGCCCACGGAGAGUGGCAGUCGCUGGCAGGCCGGGGGCUUUUGGGCGGUCGAUGCGCAGGGGUUGGUGCGCUGGGGCCGGCCAGCACAGAGAGCCGAUGACAUGAUGGACUUGCACCAGGCCGUGCGCGCGGUGAGACAGGGGUAG